UCUAAUUGCAUUGACUCAUUAUAAAUGUAUAAGAUAGCGCCACACAAACCAAACCAUUCCAUUGAACCAACCAAACCCAAACUCUCUCUCCUUGUUCCUCUGUCUACUCUCUGUUUGAUUUCUCUCUCAAACAAAGCAAACAAUCACCAACAACAACAGCCCUCCUCUAAGAAAACCAGAACCAAAAACAUGGCUUCAAUUUCAAAGCGCUUCUUCUCCUUCCUAUUUGUGAUCAUUUUCUCUUUACUGGGCUUUGUGGGUUUUUCGCAAGGCCGAAAGCUCAGUGGAUUAUCAGAUCAAGAGGGUACUGGUGGUGGCAGUGGUGCUUCAAUGCAAUGCGUGCAGAAACUGAUUCCUUGUCAACCAUUUUUGAAGGCACCCGAGAAGGCCCCUGCAGCAUGCUGCUCGCCACUCAAGCAGAUGGUUUCCGACGAUACCAAGUGCCUCUGCAGCCUCUUCAACAACCCUGGCAUGUUGAGCAACCUUAACAUAACCCAGGAUGAUGCCUUGAAGCUUCCCAAGGCUUGUGGUGCCAAUGCUGACAUUUCAAUAUGCGAAAAGGAUGCAUCAUCAAGCACUCCAACAGCAGCUACACCGGCUUCCAACAAUAGUUCUUCCUCAAGCAGUUCCAAGAGUGCAGCUUAUGCACCCUCUCACUUUGGCGGAUCGGGUUUUGCUGCCUUCUUCAUGGCUUUAAUCAUUACAUUUACAGCAAUUUAGGAAUGCCAUUUUGGUCAUUCAGUCAAGAGCUAUAUCAUCUGUUGUACUCAAAAUCUGGGAAUUGAUUUAAAUCACCAACAACAGAGUUUGUGCCUUGUUAUCUGUUUGAUGAUUCUUGUAAUCUAAUGCCAACGUUAUUCCUUUUGACUGACUACACAAAAAGUUUCUUA
Messenger RNA from Prunus avium (sweet cherry), 890 nucleotides. RefSeq names its product Bifunctional inhibitor/lipid-transfer protein/seed storage 2S albumin superfamily protein. The record is from RefSeq and is a predicted model, not a curated record. Lineage: Eukaryota; Viridiplantae; Streptophyta; Magnoliopsida; Rosales; Rosaceae.